This is a messenger RNA of Impatiens glandulifera, 4263 nucleotides long. Its product is annotated as CHD3-type chromatin-remodeling factor PICKLE-like. Gene Ontology annotation, biological process: chromatin remodeling; negative regulation of transcription by RNA polymerase II. The transcript has 31 exons. Gene Ontology annotation, cellular component: chromatin; nucleus. Gene Ontology annotation, molecular function: DNA binding; histone binding; ATP-dependent chromatin remodeler activity. NCBI's taxonomy places the organism in Eukaryota, Viridiplantae, Streptophyta, Magnoliopsida, Ericales, Balsaminaceae. Bases 125 to 4036 code for a protein of 1303 amino acids. The record is from RefSeq and is a predicted model, not a curated record.
GCGGAAGUAGUAUUUAUUUAGCCCCAAGUAUUCUCUCAGUCUUCUUACUGCUCUCUUUCAAUCUCUAUUUCUCUGUCUGUCUGGAACCCUCAUUUCGAUUCAUAUCCUCGGCAAUUUAGCGGAAAUGUCCAGCCUUGUUGAGAGACUUCGGACUAGAACAGAUCGAAAACCUAAAUACAGCAUUGAUGAUUCGGAUGAUGAUGAUGAUGAUAAUGACGAUGAUAUUGUGCGCCGAAAACAGAGGUCUGAGAAUGAGAAUUUGGAGAGGAUAGUUAGAGAUGAUGCGAAAGAUGAUUCUUGUCAAAAGUGCAAUGAUGAAAGUGGGAAGCUUCUAUCCUGUGAGACUUGUACCUAUUCCUUUCAUCCAAAAUGUUUGGUUCCUCACGUGAAAGCUCCUUUUCCUACAAACUGGAGGUGUCCUGAAUGUGUAAGCCCUUUAAAUGACGUUGAAAAGAUCCUAGACUCUGAAAUGCGUCCUAUAGUACCCAAUGAUAGUGACUCCUUAGAGAUGAGCUCUGGUCAAUCGCCUGUGAAACAUUACCUGGUCAAGUGGAAAGGAUUAUCUUAUCUCCAUUGCACAUGGGUGUCUGAGAAAGAGUUUCAUAAAGCGUAUAAGGAAUGUCCUCGUUUGAAGAUGAAAGUCGUUAAUUUUCACAAGCAGGAAUCUACAACUAAUAACUCUGAAGAUGAAUUUGUUGCAAUACGACCGGAAUGGACUACUGUCGACCGCGUCCUAGCUUGCAGGGGUGAUGAUGACGAGAAAGAGUAUUUUGUGAAAUGGAAAGAGCUCUCUUACGAUGAAUGUUAUUGGGAAUUUGAGUCAGACAUUUCAUCGUUUCAGAAAGAAAUUGAUAGAUUCCACGACAUCAAGCCUAGGCGUCAAACCAAACGCAAAAGUAAUGCUCGUGAUAAUGAAAAGGGAAAGAAAACAAAUGAUUUUCAGCCAUUUGAAGACAAUCCUGAAUUUCUAUCUGGAGGCUCACUCCAUCCGUAUCAGCUUGAAGGAUUAAAUUUCCUGCGCUUUUCAUGGUCCAAACAGACACAUGUGAUACUUGCAGAUGAGAUGGGCCUUGGCAAAACCAUACAGAGUAUUGCAUUUUUAGCUUCUCUCUUUGAAGAUAACAUCCGUCCACAUAUAGUGGUAGCACCACUCUCCACAUUGCGCAACUGGGAACGCGAAUUUGCAAUGUGGGCUCCUCAAAUGAAUGUUGUUAUGUAUGUUGGUUCUUCUCAAGCACGCUCUGUCAUAAGGGAGUACGAGUUUUACUUCCCUAAAAGCUCUAAAAAGAAAAAGAAGUCUGGUCAGACUGUAGUCAAAAGUAAGCAAGAUAGGAUAAAAUUUGAUGUCCUGCUGACAUCAUAUGAGAUGAUCAAUUUGGAUACUGCUUCUCUGAAACACAUACAAUGGGAGUGUAUGAUUGUUGAUGAGGGCCAUCGUCUGAAAAAUAAGGAUUCAAAACUGUUUUCCCUUUUGAAGCAGUUUUUAAGCAAGCACCGAGUGCUUUUAACUGGAACUCCUCUUCAGAAUAAUCUGGAUGAACUUUUCAUGUUGAUGCACUUCCUUGAUACUGGAAAGUUUGGAAGUUUAGAGGAGUUUCAGGAGGAGUUCAAGGAUAUUAACCAAGAGGAGCAAAUUUUGCGUCUUCAUAAAAUGUUGGCUCCCCAUUUGCUUAGAAGAGUGAAGAAAGAUGUGAUGAAGGAGCUACCUCCAAAAAAGGAGCUUAUUUUACGUGUAGAUUUGAGUAGCAAACAGAAAGAAUAUUACAAGGCUAUUUUGACUCGGAACUAUGAGAUCCUAACUAGAAAAGGUGGAGCACAGAUCUCUCUUAUCAACGUCGUAAUGGAAUUACGCAAAGUCUGCUGUCAUCCAUAUAUGCUUGAGGGUGUUGAACCUGAUAUACCAGAUCCGAAAGAGUCUUUCAAACAAUUGUUAGAAUCAUCUAAGAAGUUACAACUACUGGACAAGUUGAUGCUAAAACUUAAAGAGCAAGGUCAUAGAGUUCUGAUUUAUUCACAGUUUCAGCACAUGCUGGACUUGCUAGAAGAUUACGUAAUCCACAGAAAAUGGCAAUAUGAAAGGAUUGAUGGCAAAGUUGGAGGAGCCGAGAGGCAAAUAAGAAUAGACCGGUUUAAUGGCAAGAAUUCCUCCAGAUUUUGUUUUCUUUUAUCAACUAGAGCUGGGGGUUUGGGAAUAAAUUUAGCAACUGCCGACACAGUUAUCAUAUAUGACAGUGAUUGGAAUCCCCAUGCUGAUUUGCAAGCAAUGGCUAGAGCCCAUCGUCUUGGACAAACAAAUAAGGUACUGAUUUACAGGCUUAUAACGAGAGGAUCCAUUGAAGAAAGGAUGAUGCAAAUGACACAGAAGAAAAUGGUCUUAGAGCAUCUUGUUGUUGGAAAGCUUAAAUCACAAAACAUUAACCAGGAACAAUUAAAUGACAUCAUUAGGUAUGGUUCAAAGGAGCUAUUUGCUGAUGAAGAUGAUGAAACUGGAAAAUCCCGCCAAAUUCACUAUGAUGAUGAUGCAAUAGAUAGGUUACUUAACCGCGAACAAGUCGGGGAUGAAGACAGUAUUGAUGAUGAAGAAGAGGAGGAUGGAUUCUUAAAGGCUUUUAAGGUAGCCAAUUAUAAUUAUGUUGAUGAAGAAGAGAAAGGAAAAGAAGAUGAACAGCCAGUCCAGCCUGCUGAAGAUAUUUCUGCCAUCAACAAUCCCGAAAAGGCAAGCUAUUGGGAAGAGCUUCUUAAAGACAGAUAUGAAGUGCAUAAAGUUGACGAGCUUAAUGCAAUGGGGAAAGGAAAGAGAAGCCGUAAACAGAUGUUACAUAUUGAGGAUAAUGACUGCGCUGGUCUGGAAGAUGUAAGCUCUGAUGGUGAAGAUGAUGAUAACUAUGAAGCUGAGGUUGAAGCCGAUGCUGAAUUAAGUGAGGGUGAGACUUCAGUACCAGCUAUCCCUGUUGGGAAGAAGGCCUCCAGAAAGCGAGUUCGAGUGGAUCUAAUUCCUUUGAUGGAAGGAGAAGGAAGAUCAUUGAGGAUAAUGGGUUUCAAUCGAAAUCAAAGGGCUGCUUUUGUCCAAAUUUUGAUGAGGUUUGGACUUGGUGAAUAUGACUGGGCCGAGUUCACGUCAAGAUUGAAGCAAAAAACAUAUGAGGAAAUUAAUGAAUAUGCUAAUCUUUUUUUGGCUCACAUAUCUGAAAAUAUUACAGACGCCCCUACCUUUUCAGAUGGUGUGCCUAAGGAAGGGCUAAGAAUUGAAGAUUUACUCGUGAGGAUUUCAUUGUUAUCAAUGAUGCGGGAUAAAUUAAAGUUUGCCUCAGAAAAUCCUGGCAGUCCACUUUUUGAAGAUGAAAUACUGCUUUGCUGCCCAGGCAUUAAAAGUGGAAGGUCUUGGAAGGAAGAAUACGAUAUUUUGUUACUGCGUGCUGAACUGAGGCAUGGUUAUGGACGUUGGCAAGCAAUUGUCGAUGACAAGGAUCUGAAGAUUCAGGAGCUCAUUUGUCAGGAGCUGAAUCUUCCCUCCAUGACUGCUCCAGUCUUUGGAGCCCCACUAGUGAAUGAAGCUACAUCUAGCACUGAAUUUCCUGCUGCCAGCAACGGAGCACAAGGGCCUCAGGAUAUUGCUUCAUUAUCCCAAUAUCGAGAUCUGCAGAGAAAACUAGUUGAGUUUGUUAAGAAAAGACUUCUUCUUUUGGAGAAAGCCUUAACCCUGGAAUACCAAAAGGAAGUCUACGGAUAUGGCUCUCCUGCUGAAGCAGAAAAUGCAGAUGUUUUCGUUGCUGAAAGCAAUAUCGAGUUGCCAGAGAUGCAACCCUUGUCUGCAGCAGAAACCUCAGCAGCAACUGUUAAUAAGCCUGAUCAUUUGGAAUUGGCCCGUCUUUAUAAUGAGAUGUGCAAAGUAGUGGGCAAAAGCAAGCAAUCAGGUGGUUUCCAGUCGAGUGAGAACAACUCCUCGCUCGAAAAUAUUUCCCAGGAAAUAAAUAGGAUUCUGACGCCAAGUGCACCGUCUAAUUCAACAGUGCCGCCUGGAAAACCUGCUACAUGAAAUGAAACGAAGGUGUUAAUUUUGUCUGGUCGGUCUGUAAUGAUUAAAAUCCAUGCAACUGUUGUAAAACUAUUUCUAUACAACUGAUGUUGCAUCCGCAUGUAAAAUGAAAAAAAAAAUCAGUUGCUGUAUCGAAUAGAGUUUUGAUCUUUUGUCUAGCAUGAUACAUUUGUACAGGCCUGAUACAAUGGCUUUCUGUUUGCUAACCUAGAUAGGUUUAGUUUCAA